This is a messenger RNA of Aureococcus anophagefferens, 930 nucleotides long. RefSeq lists its product as hypothetical. The coding region runs from base 1 to 930 and encodes 309 amino acids. NCBI's taxonomy places the organism in Eukaryota, Pelagophyceae, Pelagomonadales, Pelagomonadaceae. The record is from RefSeq and is a predicted model, not a curated record. The transcript has a single exon. Gene Ontology annotation, molecular function: ATP binding; ATP hydrolysis activity.
AUGAAGGAGAUGCCCGACGACACGCCCGCGGGGUCCGUGAGCGAGUACAUGUUCAAGGAGGGCGUCAAGGACCAGCUCGACAAGCUCGACUACGACCUCGUGGGGCUGCUGCCCGUGAAGCAGCGCGUGCGCGAGAUCGCGGCGCUCCUCGUCCUCGACAAGAUGCGCCGCAAGCUCGGCUUCGACACGGCCGUGCCGAGCCUCCACAUGUGCUUCACGGGCGCGCCCGGCACGGGCAAGACGACGGUCGCCGUGCGCAUGGGCCAGAUCCUCGCGAAGAUGGGCUACUGCCGCUCCGGCCACGUCGUCGUCGCGACGCGCGACGACCUCGUCGGCCAGUACGUCGGCCACACCGCGCCAAAGACCAAGGAGGUCAUCAAGCAGGCGCUCGGCGGCGUGCUCUUGGUCGACGAGGCCUACUACCUCUACAACGCGGCCAACGACCGCGACUACGGCCAGGAGUCCAUCGAGAUCCUCCUCAACUUCAUGGAGAACAACCGCGAGGACCUCAUCGUCGUGUUGGCGGGCUACAAGGACCGCAUGGACAAGUUCUUCUCCUUCAUCCCGGGCAUGAACUCGCGCAUCGGCAACCACAUCGACUUCCCCAACUACGAGGUCGACGAGCUCUACGAGAUCGCGCGCGUCAUGACGCGCGACCUCGAGUACGACAUGUCCGAGGAGGCGGGCGACGUCUUCAAGCGCUACAUCGAGCGCCGCAUGGACAUGCCCUUCUUCUCCAACGCGCGGACCGUGCGCAACGCCAUGGACCGCGCCCGCAUGAACAGCGCCAUCCGCAUCUUCGACGAGGCCAUCGCGCCCCACAGCAGUGGCGACAUCACCGCCGCGCAGAUGAAGGAGAUCGCGCCCGCGGACUUCCAGAUCAUCCUCGACGAGGCGCUCGAGGCCCCGGACGACGCCAUCCUCGCCUAG